This is a messenger RNA of Varroa destructor (honeybee mite), 2816 nucleotides long. It is a transcript of the gene alc, whose product is annotated as 5'-AMP-activated protein kinase subunit beta-1. Gene Ontology annotation, cellular component: nucleus; cytoplasm; nucleotide-activated protein kinase complex. Gene Ontology annotation, molecular function: protein kinase binding. Lineage: Eukaryota; Metazoa; Arthropoda; Arachnida; Mesostigmata; Varroidae. Gene Ontology annotation, biological process: signal transduction. The record is from RefSeq and is a predicted model, not a curated record.
GUGGCGCUGCCGCGUCCUGUCCUUCUCUCCUAGCCGUCGUUUCAGGGCCCGAAACAGCAAGCAGUCGUCGCCCUGGUGGAUAGGGCAGGCCGACAGCGAACCGUUCGUUAAGCAGCCUUAGACUCAGCUGAUGGUAGUGCCCGAUUCAAUGUUGUUGUUGUGAUUUGAGGUUAGCCAUUAUCCUACCAUCACAACAAUACCAGGUAUACAAUAAGUAGUUUUAGAAGUAACUGUACUGACGGGAAUAUAUACAGGCGGCUAAGGUUACCGUAAUGAUGAUUCAGAUUGGAGGUGCGAGACAGGCCGAGAUCUAACUGGGCCGGAUAAAAGAAACAGACAUACAAUGCCUGCUUGCCAGUAUGUGCUAUCAACAGUGUACGGCUGAUUCAAAGUGACAACAACGGCGCCUGUUACGUUCGCCCUUCAGAACGGCAUUCUAACGGAGGCGUCAGCAACGUCGAUAGCAGAUUUCUCAUUGACUCGCGUCAGGGAAGCGAUAUGCAAAAUGCAUGAGUGAGGCAAGGUCAAGUUUUUCGUGUUACGAGCAUCUUCCUACGGGUGUCCUCAGCUGCAGGUAGCUAAAGGUCAGUCCUCGCAAUCUUUUUUUUGUCUGCUGACCAGUAACCCGCUUCAUCAUGGGCAACACAAACAGCGGGAAACGAGAACGUGCCUUCUCCAGCGAAGUACCUUGCUCGCCCGGAAAGGAGGAUCGUGCCCUUGAAUUUAAUACGCAUCGGUUUCAUGGCCAAAACUCGCUGGAAGAGAACGAGGAAUUCCUCAAUAGUCUCCGCCAGUCAGAAGAGUAUGUAAGACCACGUGCAUCCACGGUGUCGGGCACCUCUUCAUCGGUACCCAUACAAGGCGGCAAAGGCGGUGUUCUCCCUACCGUAUUCAAGUGGGAAAAAGGUGGUAAAGAUGUCUCCAUUUGCGGUACGUUUACCCAAUGGAAACCCAUUCAGAUGGUGAAAAGCCAUGGCGAUUUUGUGAUUAUUCUUGAUGUCCCUGAAGGUGAACAUGAGUAUCGGUUCAAGGUGGAUGGUCAUUGGCACCUUGAUGAGACUGAGCCCACGGUCGAGGCAGAGGAAGGACAGAGUAAGAACAACGUCAUUAAGGUAAAGCAGUCCGAUUUCGAGGUGUUCGAAGCCUUGGCGGUGGACUCGCUCUCAACGCAGUCGGCUAAUGCUGUAUCACGUUCUCCGCCAGGUGACUACUCGCAGGAGAUUCCCACAAAAUUUGUUCAGGAGCCUGCGGCCAACGGAGGCAAACAACAGGGUCCGCCUAUACUUCCUCCCCAUCUUCUGCAAGUCAUCUUAAACAAGGACAUCCCGCUAUCCUGCGAACCGACCCUUUUACCGGAGCCCAAUCAUGUUAUGCUUAAUCACCUCUAUGCAUUGUCAAUCAAGGACGGCGUCAUGGUCCUUUCGGGGACACAACGCUACCGUAAAAAAUAUGUCACCACUUUGUUGUAUAAGCCCAUUUAAAGGUCUCCCACUCAACCUUGUCAUAUAUCGUGCUGAUAGUCCUUACUGAAUCAGAUAGAGACUACGGUGACAGAAAACUCAAAAACCAAGGCGAGAAAAGAAAAGUCUUCUAUUAAUUAAGGAAACGAAAAUGUCACGCAGCACGAAUAGCAAAAUGCAUCAUCAAGUAAAUUUGACACUGGGCGUUGAACCGAAAACGAACGGCAUCUUAUGACAUACAAUAUUAAUGUUAAUUGGUUAUUGGUAAGUAAGGCUAGAAUAAUCUAUUAGAGUACUUGGGACAGAGCUUCACGCUUAAAUAGAUUUAUAUAGAUUACUUGAUGUAUCUUCGCUAUGCACUCGACGAAUACGCUUGGAUAAGAGAAUUUUGUUAUAUCUUUCUAUCAGUAGCCCAGUUCAACCCAGCUUCUUUCGAAGUAUUUGGUUUUUCUUUAGAACCAUGGAAAUUUAUCAAACUAAAUCACGAUUUUAGCCUUUGACUUUGCGAUGGCUAGGCAACGUCUUUUAGCCCCACUUUUUCCAUACGGUACUUCAAAACUAUUUUCUGUAGUACCGGUACGGGCAUUCCAGUCCCAGUAAGUCUCGAAAAUUCAGUAAUCAAAACAUCGAUUUGAGGUAGUUUUGAACGCAUAUAUAUGUAUAUAGAUGUUUUCCAUGUUAUCAAUGCCUCGGAGGCAUUCUAUAAUGCUAACAAGUGAAGGUCUGUGUUUGCUGAGCAGUUAAAGUCAAACGGGUUUCUUAUAAAGACCUACCUGGAUAGAAAUGAUUCUUGUUGUUGGAAGGAAAAUAGUUCACACUAUAUGCAGCAUACUCGUAUAAAUGACUCGUCGAAAGCAUUUAUAUAAGUAAGGCUGUUGUUGGUUCUAUGUACAUAUAAAGCUACCUGUCUUGAAGUCAAGGCAGUAUUAAUAAUAAAAAAUAUAACAACAAUAUCAAUAGCUGGAACCACAAAAUAUUAUGACAUACACUAACCUUCAACUACAGCUCUGUUGUAUGAUCAGACACCGUUUGAACCAGACUAAUGCAUAUAUAUGGAUAUGUAUGCAUACUAACAGAUUGACAUAUAUUAGUGUGUAUGUGUGUGUAAAUAUACGGACAACAUAGAAGUUUACUAAUGGCGCAUAUAUGUGUAAUUUGAAUUUCCAGAAUCAUGGGUUCGCUACAGUUCUUGAGGAAUGAUAAUUUACAAUGUAAAAUAUGAAUGCAUAUACAUACACACAUUUAUCUUAUGCUAAUUAUAAUUAUAUACGAACUGUUUGAUCGUUGUAUGGUGACGAUAUUUCUAGUCUGUAACGAAAUCAGAUUUUCAUUUGUUUUUCUAGUUGGAUAUAAUAU